UCGGUUCCGGGUAAAGCAGUGAUAGGAGCGGCUGCAGGAGAUCCUUGAUCGCAUCGGCCAUGGCGGCAGCGGCGGCAACAGCGGCCCCGGGUGGGGCAGGCCCCGUGCCCGUACCAGGAGCUCCGCGGCUGGGAGUGGAGACGGUGAAGGGUCAAGUUUUUGAUGUGGGGCCGCGUUACACGGAUCUACAGUACAUCGGCGAGGGGGCGUACGGCAUGGUCUGUUCUUCCUACGAUCAUGUCAACAAGAUCCGGGCUGCCAUCAAAAAGAUCAGUCCCUUUGAGCACCAGACGUACUGCCAGCGCACGCUGCGUGAGAUCAAGAUCCUCUUGCGCUUCAAGCAUGAGAAUGUCAUCGGCAUCAAUGACAUUCUGCGUGCACCUACCAUCGAUCAGAUGCGUGAUGUAUAUAUAGUUCAGGAUUUGAUGGAGACCGAUCUCUAUAAGCUGCUGAAAACUCAGCAGCUCAGCAAUGAUCAUAUCUGCUACUUCCUCUAUCAGAUUCUCCGAGGGCUGAAAUACAUUCACUCUGCCAAUGUGCUUCACCGGGACCUGAAGCCCAGCAACCUCCUCAUAAACACCACGUGUGACCUAAAGAUCUGUGAUUUUGGCCUGGCCCGGAUUGCUGAUCCAGACCAUGACCACACGGGUUUCUUGACAGAGUACGUUGCCACUCGCUGGUACCGUGCUCCUGAAAUCAUGCUUAAUUCAAAGGGCUACACCAAGUCCAUUGAUAUAUGGUCUGUGGGCUGCAUCCUGGCCGAGAUGCUGUCGAACCGACCCAUCUUUCCUGGCAAGCACUACCUGGACCAGCUCAACCACAUCCUGGGCAUUCUGGGUUCCCCAUCUCAAGACGAUCUGAACUGCAUCAUCAACAUGAAGGCUCGAAACUAUCUCCAGUCUCUGCCCCAAAAGCCCAAGGUUCCAUGGUCUAGACUCUUCCCCAAGGCUGAUCCCAAAGCACUGGACCUGCUGGACAAAAUGUUGACCUUUAACCCAAACAAGCGCAUCACAGUGGAAGAGUCACUGGCCCAUUCUUACCUAGAGCAGUACUACGACCCCUCAGAUGAGCCAGUUGCUGAGGAACCGUUCACCUUUGAUAUGGAGCUGGACGACCUGCCCAAAGAGAGGCUGAAAGAACUGAUAUUUGAGGAGACAGCACGAUUCCAGCCUGGCUACCAAGGGCCUUGAGUGGCUUUUUGGACCACUGGUCUCUACUUCACCAGGAGAUGAUUUGGGACUGUACCCAGCUCCCCUGCUGGAUUAUGGAGGGGAGCACAGGAUUCAGGGGGUACUGAUUUGGGGGUGCCCCUGUUGACUUGCUGUACAACUGCGCUUUGCUACGUGGCUGUGAACCCCAGUAACCCAUCUCUGGACCCCUUAAUGUGAUGUAUUGGGGUGAGACCCUGGUGCCCAGGUUGGGGAAGAGGAGGGGCUUCUCUCCUCCCCUACAGGAGGGAAAGGAAAUGUUUUCUCCCCCCCCCCCCCACCCCUUUCAGUGAAACAGAAGGGGGGAGUGUCAUCUAUUUUGGCAUUUUAUUGUCUUUGUUAAUGAGUUAAUAAACUAACGCUGAUUUUUAGCAGGGCCAUUUCCCGAUCCCUUGGGCAUUAUUAGCAAAGGGAGUUGAACAUGAAAUUGUGGCUCCUGGAUGCUCUGUUCUGUAAUCCACUGAACCCCAGUUCUUUUCCAAAACUGGGAACAGAAUCCAGGAGUUUUGGCACCCAACCUUCUUGUAACACUCCUCCUGAACCCAGGAGUCCUGGUUCCUCCCUGCUCAGAGGGAGGGCAUGCCUGUGCCGGGGGGGUUUUCGUUUUUGUUUUGGUCUGCUGAUCAGUGCCAAUUCGGAACACUUGUAAUGCACAGCUGAUCUUCGCUAUCACUGCAGGUAGCAUCUGAUAAAGCUGCAUAGGUAAGAUUUUAAACCAGGCCGAGAAGUGUGCCCAGUGUUGAAGAGGCACGAAUUCUCCCCCUCCCCUCUUCAGCUUACUGUAUUGUUUGAGACGCUGUGCAGAUGAAAAGGAAGGCUUUCAACUUUUGUCUGCUUCCUCUCACUGGAAACAGCCCAGCUUGUGGUUGUUCGCCUCUCCCCCGCCCCCCCGACUUUGCAUCGUCUGAUAUGGACUGUUGCGUAUGCAGGCUCCAAGAAACCAACCGGCCUCGACAACAGCACAGCACUUUUUGCCAUCUUGCUGCUAUGAUCCUAACAUGGCUGCCCCCUUUAAUUUUCCCCCUCCUUGAUUUGUAUUUUUAAAACCAUGUUGUGCAGAUUUUUUAAAAAAUCCCAGCCUUGGGCUGUGUGGAGUCCGAAAGGCACAGGAUCCACAAACGUGACUUUAAGGGAGGGAAAGGCUGGGAAGAUGAUGGACGGUCACAUCUGUGGCGUCCUGAGGGGACAGCCCAGUUGCCCCAUAACAACCCAACCGUGUGAGGGUGGAGGAGGUGUUUCAGGUCCGUGAGCGCUCAAGGAGCAGGUGGCUAGACUGAAGUCUGCAGUGAGAAGGAAACCACCGGAGCUGCAAUCCCCCCCCCCAACUCCGAUGGACUAACUUUUUGAUGAUGUCCUUCCAUUUCCGUGUGCCCCGUUUUUGGGUACCAAUUUGGAUGAGUGAAACUGGCGGGAUCUCUGGGUUCUUGAAGGAGGAAGUUCUUUAAAGCAGAACAACUGGAAUGUAGGAUGUUCUGGUUUUCUUGUUCUGGUUAAUGGAGGAGGAAGCUUCUCUGAGGUAACAUGGCGUGAUGACGAGCAAUGGGCUUCCUGCCUAGGGGGCUGAUGAAACAUUCUGAGGGGAACUUGGAUUGAAAGGGAAUUAAUGCCUCCCCGUCCCCUUCUGCUUCAAACUGUAUAAAGACCCUGAAAUAAAUCAUUCCUU
Gekko japonicus is the source of this 2871-nucleotide messenger RNA. RefSeq names its product mitogen-activated protein kinase 3 (gene MAPK3). The transcript has 9 exons. Gene Ontology annotation, biological process: intracellular signal transduction; protein phosphorylation. Lineage: Eukaryota; Metazoa; Chordata; Lepidosauria; Squamata; Gekkonidae. The record is from RefSeq and is a predicted model, not a curated record. Gene Ontology annotation, molecular function: MAP kinase activity; ATP binding. The coding region runs from base 60 to 1190 and encodes 376 amino acids. Gene Ontology annotation, cellular component: cytoplasm; nucleus.